AUGGACGAAGGUACCGUGCCUGCUCCUGCUCCUACCGUCUGUAACGAGAUGGGUGGUGAUUUUGAGGCAGGUGCAGUGGUGGAGACACAUCUGCGCACGCCUUCCAUAAUGGAAUCUCCGACCAAGCCACUCACCAGUCAGAGCUCAGUAUUCUUCCUCUGGAAGCCGAGGAAGAAGCAAGAUGGAAAGUCCACCGCACACCCACUCGAGCCUCCCCGAGCCAGUCAGCGUUGA
Molecule: messenger RNA, 234 nt
Organism: Fusarium venenatum
Lineage: Eukaryota; Fungi; Ascomycota; Sordariomycetes; Hypocreales; Nectriaceae
Source: RefSeq, a predicted model, not a curated record